AUGAUCAAGAAGGCUAAUUCGAAGAUGAAGGUUCUCGACACCCCUGAGCCUCUUCGCAACCUGGCAGACUUAAUCGCGGCGCAGAUUGAAUAUCACAAGAAGGCCUACGAAAUCCUAAGCGAACUGGCGCCUGUGGUGGAUGGCCUCCAGGUUGAGCAAGAGACCAGCUACCGGAAGAGCCGUGAGAACGCCGCGUAA
Messenger RNA from Verticillium dahliae VdLs.17, 198 nucleotides. RefSeq lists its product as uncharacterized. The record is from RefSeq and is a predicted model, not a curated record. The coding region runs from base 1 to 198 and encodes 65 amino acids. The transcript is spliced from 2 exons. NCBI's taxonomy places the organism in Eukaryota, Fungi, Ascomycota, Sordariomycetes, Glomerellales, Plectosphaerellaceae.